This is a messenger RNA of Pyricularia pennisetigena, 534 nucleotides long. RefSeq lists its product as uncharacterized. NCBI's taxonomy places the organism in Eukaryota, Fungi, Ascomycota, Sordariomycetes, Magnaporthales, Pyriculariaceae. Bases 1 to 534 code for a protein of 177 amino acids. The record is from RefSeq and is a predicted model, not a curated record. The transcript is spliced from 2 exons.
AUGAACUCAUACGGAAACAACGGUUACUCCAACGGCAUGAAUGGCGGUAUGAAUGGCGGUAUGAACAAUGGCAUGAACAAUGGCAUGAACAAUGGCAUGAACAAUGGCAUGAACAAUGGCAUGGGCGGUGGUAUGGGCGGCGGCAUGGACAGUGGCAUGAGCGGAGGCAUGAACAACAGCUACGGUAACCGAGGCGGCCGCGACAACUACAACAACGGCGGCAGCUACGGCAGCUCCAACAUGAACAGCGGUUCGUGCGGCCACAGCUCGCACGGCAGCUACGACAACCACGACUCCCACUCCAGCCGCCCGUCGAACCGCCGCCGGUCCAGCUCUCGGUCCAGCCGUUCGUCCAGCCGGUCGUCCCACAGCCGUAGGCGCCGCGACUCGGACAAGAAGUCGGGCGGCUCCGGCUUCUUCGGCUUGGGGGGCAGCAGCGACGACAAGAAGGACAAAAAGGAAAAGACCUUCAAGGACAAGAUCUCGGACAGCAUCAUUGACGGUGCGGCCAAGAUGGCAAAGGAAAAGUGGUAA